Molecule: messenger RNA, 1364 nt
Organism: Ipomoea nil (Japanese morning glory)
Lineage: Eukaryota; Viridiplantae; Streptophyta; Magnoliopsida; Solanales; Convolvulaceae
Product: transcription factor MYB86-like
Exons: 2
Coding region: 204-1196 (330 amino acids)
Source: RefSeq, a predicted model, not a curated record
CCCUCUCUCUCUCUCUCUCUCUCUCUCUCUCUCUAUUUGUGCGUGUUUGUAUGUGUAGGAGUAUUGUACGAGAAUAUGAUUACCCGGAGAAGUAAAUACCAGAGAGAGAGAGAGAGAGAAGCCGCCCACAGUGUAUAUAUAUAUAUAGAUGCUCCACUCUUGUGGUGGUGAUCGGAUAAUUGAGUGCGGGCGGGCGGGCAGGCAUGGGUCAUCACUGCUGCAGCAAACAGAAGGUUAAGAGGGGGCUUUGGUCUCCCGAAGAAGAUGAGAAACUCAUUCAACACAUCACCUCCCAUGGCCAUGGCUGCUGGAGCGCUGUGCCUAAACUUUCAGGGUUGCAGAGGUGCGGGAAGAGUUGCAGGCUGCGGUGGAUAAAUUACUUGAGGCCGGAUCUAAAGAGGGGGUCUUUUACGGAGCAAGAAGAGAGGACAAUCAUAGAUGUUCAUAGGAUUCUGGGGAACAGAUGGGCGCAGAUAGCGAAACAUUUGCCAGGGAGGACUGAUAAUGAAGUGAAGAACUUCUGGAAUUCUUGUAUCAAGAAGAAGCUUAUUGCUCAAGGCUUAGAUCCCAACACCCACAAUCUUCUCUCAAUCUCUCCAAAUCAAUCCAAGAUUCAUCACAAACCCAAACCCAACAACAACAACUCUUAUCAUCAUCAUCAUCAACUAUCCCCUUCAACUUUCACCAUAGACACUACUAAAGAGGUGAUUCCCAUGGGAAUGAAAGCUGCCCUUUCCUCCAUUAUUAAUCCCCCUUUCCACCAACCUGAUUACACUAAUAACACUAUGAUGAUUCCCACAUCGAAUGAUCAGCUCGCCACUACCUUCGACUACCAAAACCCUACCACCAUCAUGGAUUUCGGAAGCUGCAGCUCUUCAAUGGAGAGCACUACUUCUUCCCUGAUUGCGGCGGCCGCCGGGGGGCUCGGAAUCAUGGCCGGGAACGACGGCGCCGUGUUUGGAACCGACACUACGUUUCAACCGGCGCAGGGGUUUGAGCCGCCGGAGCCGCAAGAAGAACGACAGGAACAGGAGCAAUUGUACAAGGUUAACAGUGAUGAGUUCAAUAAUGGCGGACAAAACAUGUUCGAUGCGGCGUCGAACUUUGAUUUUGAGUUCAUGGAUGCGGCGUUGAUGCCUUGUGGGGUGUAUUCGAAUGUAAAUCCGAUUGAUCAACUUAUUGCAUGGGAUUGCUGAUGAUGAUUUCUGAUCGAGAAUUAUAUGUGUUCAUAGGCGCAGCUUUGAUUUGUUUAUGUAAGUGUAUACAUUAAGUUAUACGAAAUCUAGAAAAAUGCUAAAACUACUGCAUUCUUUUCUUUAAUUUUAGAUGGAGAGCAUAAUGGGAUUAUCGGUCGAGAGCAUCAA